AUGUUCUUGGAAUGGAAGGGAAACGCGUGGUCUAAAGGAUCAGAUAGGUCCAUAAUGAAGAUGGAGGGAGUCAGUGACCUUGUUAAUGGCCGCAAUGAAGUUACAAAACCGCGAGAGGUUGCAAAAACUGUGCAGCCAUCUCCAAGAGAGAUUGGUCGAGAAUUCGUUCGUCAGUAUUAUACUAUGCUUUCUGAACGGCCACAAGAUGUUUAUCGUUUUUACAGCCAUGAAUCUUACUUUGCACACGAUUCUGAACAACCAGUGCAAGGACAACAGGCAUCUUUCUUUACUUUAAAAAUAUUUUUAAUUUUCAUAUUAAAUGGAAUAGCUACGUUGAUGGGAAUUUUUGAAAUAUAUCUUUUUGUUCUGAAAGUGUCUCAUAUUCAUGGGACUGCGAAAGAACAUUCACCGGGGAUCAUCAAUGGCGAUCAGAAUACAAGUAUUAAUGGACAGCUUCAAAAUGUUAUAGGAUCAUCGGGUGAUGACGAACAGAGGGCAACUGAUUUGUCAGAUGAAGCUAUCAAUAUAUCAGAAGAGGAACAUGAAGAGGUUGAACCAACAAAUGAACAUGACUCAUAUGUUGUUCAUGGCGAUGAUGAUCACCAAGACAUUAUAGGCACUGAAAAGCCAACUGAAGUUACAGAUGGAAAAACUGGUGUGGUUUCGUUGGAUCAGGGACGGACAAGUGCGCCAUCUGCUCAGCAGUCUUGGGCAAAGAUGGUUAGCUCUUCAGCUUCGCAGACUGCACCACAGUAUUCUAGAACCGUAGCCCCAAACAAACCCGCCGCUCGUGGGGUUGCUGCAUCGCAACCUGUUUCAAGCAACGUACAGUCGUCACAAGGCAAUAUUACCAGCUAUCAUCAAAAAGAAUCAGAUUCAUAUGCCACUAGUGGUAAUACACAUGCUGGAACACGUUACCAAAGUGACAGCAACUGUAAACUCUAUAUUGGUAAUAUAGUUCGCACCAGCUGCCCAGACAAGACUGAGAUUGCCGAAGCGGAAAUCAAGAGCGUACUUGAACAGUAUGGAGCUGUGGCUUCGGUUAAAGUCCCCCCAAAAGCAAUAGAUAAAAGUGUUUAUCAUGCUUAUGCUUUUAUUGUUAUGAAGACGCCGGAAGGUGCUAGCAAUGUCUUUAAAGCUGCUCGGAAAGAUCAAGAGCGAGGAACAUACUACCUUAAUAUGAAGCUUAAUUGCUUCGAAUUUGAUGGAGAGGUAACGCUUUCAGCACAAAAGAACGACAGGGUGAGAACUCCAUAUAUACACAGGAAUGGACCACCUUUGCCAGGAAUGAGCCGUGGAAGCCAUACGCGUUCAGGAAUGGGAGCGCGUGGGGCGAAUCGUAACAUGUACUCGAGACCGUAUGGAGGCAGUAGUGAGCAUCGUCAUCCAGGAAGUGUUCAUACCCAGCAUGAGUAG
Messenger RNA from Enterobius vermicularis (human pinworm), 1416 nucleotides. NCBI's taxonomy places the organism in Eukaryota, Metazoa, Nematoda, Chromadorea, Rhabditida, Oxyuridae. The record is from the annotation of a GenBank genome assembly.